Halteromyces radiatus is the source of this 1988-nucleotide messenger RNA. RefSeq lists its product as uncharacterized. The coding region runs from base 151 to 1926 and encodes 591 amino acids. NCBI's taxonomy places the organism in Eukaryota, Fungi, Mucoromycota, Mucoromycetes, Mucorales, Cunninghamellaceae. The transcript has 2 exons. Gene Ontology annotation, cellular component: mating projection tip. The record is from RefSeq and is a predicted model, not a curated record.
CCACUUUUGAAAACGGACGAAUUUAUCCUAAAUAAUGAGGAACUUCAUUGUGUCUAUUUGUAGAGUACUAUAAAAAAAAAUCAAUUAAAUAGAGAACUAUUUAAAAAAAGUAGAUAUCUUCUUUGUUCAAAUCAAUCAUCAAUAAUAAAUAUGAAUAGACUAACUAUAGAACUAAUCGGACAAUACAGCGUAGCAUGGAUGAAUACAGGUACUUUAGCCAUUGGUACAAGUAUAGCCACCUUGUUUUCGUUGUAUUCUGUCGUUGAUGUUGUAUUUCAAUCCACAAAGUCACAAUUCCAAGAUAUCUGUCAUCAUAUCAAUCAAACAGCUGAACAAAUCCAUCAAGUUCCAUCCAUGAUGCAAGCAUAUCUUCAUUCCUUGGAGCAAUCCAUCCGUAAUCAACUUUGUAAAGCCUUGAUGAUGUUGGUAACUAUUGUUGAAUCCGUUCUACUUUGGUUGGUUGAUAUGUACAAAUCCACAUACCGUUGUCUUUUAGCAUUUGCCAUCAACACCACUUUAGCCGUCGUCACAAGUAUUGCCGAACCACUCCAAAAAGCUACAGAAACUGUCUUGAAAGGUGUCGAUUCAGCUACUAAUACCAUAGGUGCGUUGUUCAAUCAUCCUGAAGCAUCAUCCAUUCCCACCAGCCUUUCAAAUUGGACUCUGUCUAUGGAACAAACACAACAAAAAGUGAAUCAAUGGACCAACGGCACAGAUCAGCUUCAUGAAUGGUUAUCAACUCCUUUUGAGAGCCUCAAACAACAUAUCAAUGCCACUUUUGUUGUCGCUAGUCAAAACAAUAACACAUUCAAUAGUUCAACCGGCUUACCAUCAAAUUCAUAUUGUAAUGCCACUAGUGUCAUCCAAGAUAUCCAAGAUAUUCAGAACCAAAUCGUCUAUUGCUUGAAUGUCACCAUCGGUAUUCUAUUUGGAGCCAUUGUUGUUAGUACUCUUAUCCGCAUCCUGUAUCUCUGGUAUUGUCAUCGUUACCUUCAACGCUUACGAUAUAAAGUGCUUGAAUCAUUGGCAUCCCAUCCUACUUACCAAGAAGAAGAAGAAGAAAUCCCUGCCAUCAUCCAUCGAAAUCAUAUUUCUGCUCAAUCCGCCAUGCUUGCUCGGUAUGGAGAUGCUCAUCAGAAUGCCCUUGUCGCGUCCAUCACCUAUCGAACCCAGGAAGAAAUCAUUCGACCGCCCACGUUGCUAAGACGCUGGUGUGUGUUUGUAUCGCAUUCCCCCAUGUUAUGGUAUUGCCUCUUGGUGUCGUUGGUUGGACUGUGUACUACCUACAGCAUGAUUGCUCUUGUCCAUCAUGGAGUGUCCAAUAAUAAUAAUGACUUGUAUCAACUUGACCAACGUGUUACCCAAUGGUUCCAAGAUACCAUGCAAAACUCCACAAACAAAAUUCAACAAGAUAUCAAUACACAAUGGCAGACCACUAACCAAUGGAUAACUACUUCAGAAUCGACCAUCAAUAAUGCUGUUUUUGGUACCUUGCGAGAAUUUGCCUUGCCAAUCAAUUCUACUUUGGAUAAUAUCAUUCAACACUUAUCAGAUUUGAUCACUACUGCCGUAGGAGGAACCAUCAUGGAAACACCUGCAAAGGAAGUACUUGACUGUUUGGUUUUGAAUAAACUGGAUACACUUCAACAAGGCAUUGAAUGGAUUAUCCGCAAUAGUUACAUCGAAUUACCUCGUAUUGAAAUCAUGCAUCCAUUCACAUUGGAACCCAAAUUGCAAGUAAUGCCAUCCCAGACCAUCUUGAAUGCUUUGGAAGGACAUCUACAAUCUCAAAUCUAUUUCUUUUGGAUCUUAUUUUCACUAUGGAUCAUUUGUGCCAUUAUUGGAUUCAUCUAUGUGAAAUAUACGGACGUAUCUGACAUUACCCAACCCAUCAACAAAGUCUUUGUAAAAGAAAUAAAUAAAUAAAUAAAAAAAUUUAAUCAUCAUCAAACGAUAAAAAUAAAAAACGUUUAUUAUUCCUAUUUUCA